This is a messenger RNA of Talaromyces stipitatus ATCC 10500, 1386 nucleotides long. RefSeq lists its product as uncharacterized. The transcript is spliced from 2 exons. The record is from RefSeq and is a predicted model, not a curated record. Bases 1 to 1386 code for a protein of 461 amino acids. NCBI's taxonomy places the organism in Eukaryota, Fungi, Ascomycota, Eurotiomycetes, Eurotiales, Trichocomaceae.
AUGGCCAACUCUCGAUUUCACGUGGAUAAUUUCCGCCCCUAUGGGAGACAUAACAGGAAAGCCCCUUCUCUGCACCAUCAAAAGACUGCCUCGCGAUACCCAACCCCAACAUCCAUCACUGAAUUCCCCCUUUCCCCGACUUCUGCUUGCCCUCCCUCUCCAAAUGCACAGACUUCCUUUACCAGGACACGUUCCCAUACCCGUGCUCAGGCCCUUGUUCACCCACUUCCAGUCCGUCCACCAGUGGAGGUGUGCGCACACCCACGCCUGCCACAGCCUCCUUCCAGACUCUCUCACACCCGUUAUGUACAGGCUCCUGAGGAACAUUCUAGUUCUUCUGCGGGAUCUCAUGUCAUGACGGUGCCGGACCCGACGACUAUGACACUGGAACCACAAGAGCAGUCUCCGUCACCACCUCAGUCACCACCCGAUUCCAAUCUGAAUGACACUGAUCCUUCCACCAGCUGGCUCUCAGUCGUCGAUGACUACCCAAUUACUGAAAUCACGCCGCACUGCGUAACUGAUUAUGGCCCUAUAUCAUAUCCCACCAGAUCGGAAACAAUUCUUCCAAUCGACCCGGCGAUACUCGCCGAUGAGACGCCUUGCGCAUUGACAUUCGGCCGGCAAGAUAGUGGUGUUAGCGGUUUCAUAUCCCCCGAUGAGUUUUCACAAGAAUCAGACUCUGUACGGGACCACUUUGCAAGCACUCCCAAUCCUCAGCCUGAACAACAGAGUACCAGUCCGGGAGCUGCUCCCUUGUACGAUCCAUUUGAUCAACAGACUCAUCUUUCGCAUGCUCAUACAGCCGAACUAGAAACUGGCACGGCAUCCACGUUGCAACCCACUUGCGGUGACGGUAGCCAAGACCUAUCAUCCAAUAAGAGACGGACUGUACCAGAGUACAAUUCAGGACAGCCAUCCAAAAGAGUUUGCGCCCGCACCACGCCAAACGAGAAUGUGAACACGCCUCUCAUUCCUACGCUUUGUUCUUAUUUCUUGACAGCGCCUGUGGACGACCGGUUGGAGUUUCUUUCCUGGCUGUUCGAUGGUGCGCUUUCGCAGUGCAUGUCUGGAUUUCCAACCACUCCGACGUCCUCAUUGAACAAAGCCCGGAUCAAAGGGACUGGCCGCCGUGGCCGUCAAACACGACAACUUGUUCCGACGGCUUCCGAAAGUGUCCCGUCCUCGGCGAAAGGCCGGAAGGGCAUGUCAUGGGAGCCGGAGGAAAUUGACCUUUUGGUUCAGCUGAGGAGAGUAGAAAAGUUGCCAUGGUCGGACGUGGUGAAGCGCUUGACGGAACGGUUUCCUGGGAGGACAGCAGGGUCGAUUCAGACACCACACAUGACCCCUCCAGGAAAACGCCGAACAUCUCCCUAUUAUAAUUAA